AUGGUCCUUCAUGGUCCUGCAGAGUCCUUCAUGGUCCUUCAUGGUCCUGCAGAGUCCUGCAUGGUCCUGCAGAGUCCUUCAUGGUCCUGCAGAGUCCUUCAUGGUCCUUCAUGGUCCUGCAGAGUCCUGCAUGGUCCUGCAGAGUCCUUCAUGGUCCUGCAGAGUCCUUCAUGGUCCUUCAUGGUCCUGCAGAGUCCUUCAUGGUCCUGCAGAGUCCUUCAUGGUCCUUCAUGGUCCUGCAGAGUCCUGCAUGGUCCUGCAGAGUCCUUCAUGGUCCUGCAUGGUCCUGCAGAGUCCUGCAUGGUCCUGCAGAGUCCUUCAUGGUUCUGCAGAGUCCUUCAUGGUCCUUCAUGGUCCUGCAGAGUCCUUCAUGGUCCUGCAGAGUCCUUCAUGGUCCUUCAUGGUCCUGCAGAGUCCUGCAUGGUCCUGCAGAGUCCUUCAUGGUCCUGCAGAGUCCUGCAUGGUCCUUCAUGGUCCUGCAGAGUCCUUCAUGGUCCUUCAUGGUCCUUCAUGGUCCUGCAGAGUCCUUCAUGGUCCUUCAUGGUCCUGCAGAGUCCUUCAUGGUCCUUCAUGGUCCUGCAGAGUCCUGCAUGGUCCUGCAGAGUCCUUCAUGGUCCUGCAGAGUCCUUCAUGGUCCUUCAUGGUCCUUCAUGGUCCUGCAGAGUCCUUCAUGGUCCUGCAGAGUCCUUCAUGGUCCUUCAUGGUCCUGCAGAGUCCUUCAUGGUCCUUCAUGGUCCUGCAGAGUCCUUCAUGGUCCUUCAUGGUCCUGCAGAGUCCUUCAUGGUCCUGCAGAGUCCUGCAUGGUCCUGCAGAGUCCUUCAUGGUUCUGCAGAGUCCUUCAUGGUCCUUCAUGGUCCUGCAGAGUCCUUCAUGGUCCUGCAGAGUCCUUCAUGGUCCUUCAUGGUCCUGCAGAGUCCUGCAUGGUCCUGCAGAGUCCUUCAUGGUCCUGCAGAGUCCUUCAUGGUCCUUCAUGGUCCUGCAGAGUCCUGCAUGGUCCUGCAGAGUCCUUCAUGGUCCUGCAGAGUCCUUCAUGGUCCUUCAUGGUCCUGCAGAGUCCUUCAUGGUCCUUCAUGGUCCUGCAGAGUCCUUCAUGGUCCUUCAUGGUCCUUCAUGGUCCUGCAGAGUCCUUCAUGGUCCUUCAUGGUCCUGCAGAGUCCUUCAUGGUCCUUCAUGGUCCUUCAUGGUCCUGCAGAGUCCUUCAUGGUCCUUCAUGGUCCUUCAUGGUCCUUCAUGGUCCUGCAGAGUCCUUCAUGGUCCUUCAUGGUCCUGCAGAGUCCUUCAUGGUCCUUCAUGGUCCUGCAGAGUCCUUCAUGGUCCUUCAUGGUCCUGCAGAGUCCUUCAUGGUCCUUCAUGGUCCUGCAGAGUCCUUCAUGGUCCUUCAUGGUCCUGCAGAGUCCUUCAUGGUCCUUCAUGGUCCUUCAUGGUCCUGCAGAGUCCUUCAUGGUCCUGCAGAGUCCUGCAUGGUCCUGCAGAGUCCUUCAUGGUCCUGCAGAGUCCUUCAUGGUCCUUCAUGGUCCUGCAGAGUCCUUCAUGGUCCUUCAUGGUCCUGCAGAGUCCUUCAUGGUCCUUCAUGGUCCUGCAGAGUCCUUCAUGGUCCUUCAUGGUCCUGCAGAGUCCUUCAUGGUCCUUCAUGGUCCUGCAGAGUCCUUCAUGGUCCUUCAUGGUCCUUCAUGGUCCUGCAGAGUCCUUCAUGGUCCUUCAUGGUCCUGCAGAGUCCUUCAUGGUCCUUCAUGGUCCUGCAGAGUCCUUCAUGGUCCUUCAUGGUCCUGCAGAGUCCUUCAUGGUCCUUCAUGGUCCUGCAGAGUCCUUCAUGGUCCUUCAUGGUCCUUCAUGGUCCUGCAGAGUCCUUCAUGGUCCUUCAUGGUCCUGCAGAGUCCUUCAUGGUCCUUCAUGGUCCUGCAGAGUCCUUCAUGGUCCUUCAUGGUCCUGCAGAGUCCUGCAUGUUCUCUGGACAGCCUCCUCUCUCUCAGACCUUUGUCUUAA
Knipowitschia caucasica is the source of this 1983-nucleotide messenger RNA. The record is from the annotation of a GenBank genome assembly. NCBI's taxonomy places the organism in Eukaryota, Metazoa, Chordata, Actinopteri, Gobiiformes, Gobiidae.